GAAUAGGUUGAACGGACUAAAGUCCUAUCUGUGUGGAAGGAAAGCGGGAUUAUAAAUAGUUAAAUCUUCUGUCAUUAAAGCUCUCCUCCAAAUUCAGCUUUUGACAGCACUAGCAACAUUAGCUGCUAACUAGCAGCUAAUCAGUCGCCGACAUAAACAGGGAGCAGGUUGACAGCUAGUUUAGCAGCAGCUCUUAAAGGCCAAGAGGACCCCGCCAGUAUGGACUCCUGGGUUAGGUUUAACGCCCAGAGCCAAGCCAAGGAGAGAAUUAUAAGGGCUGCUCAGUAUGCCUGCACUCUGCUGGGCUACACUCUGCAGAAGGGCGGGGCAUCAGCUGAACUUCGCAGAACCAUCAGUCAGCUGGAAGCACACAUGAGCCUAACAAGAAAGUUGCUCCGUCUGGGAAACUCUGUAGAGGCGCUGGAGUCUGCCAAGAGGGCCAUACACCUUUCUGACAGCGUGCUAAGGCUCUGCAUUACCAUCAGCCACCUCAACAGAGCCAUGUACUUUGCCUGUGACAAUAUUCUGUGGGCUGGAAAAACAGGCCUCAUCUCCAAACUGGACCAGCAGAAAUGGAGUCAGAGAUCUUUCAGGUACUACCUCUUUGCUCUGAUCCUCAACCUGACUCGAGAUGUGUACGAGCUUCGCCUUCUCAUUGAGUGUGAAGGGCGUCACAGAGCCGCCAAAUCCCCGUCAUCACCCAACCCCAGCACCACCCUGCCAGCUGACCACCUGUCGUCCCCUUCCACACCUGCUGCUCUGACUACUGUUGCCCUGCCUGUCAUGUUGGCGAGGUUUCGCAGACAGCUCCACCUGCUGGUGACUGUCCUGUACAGCAACCCGCCGCUGCUGCUGGACCUGCUGAAGAACAGUUGUGAUAUCUUCAUCCCACUGGACCGGCUGGGGAUUUACCCCACAGGGCAAGGCUUUGUCGGUGCCUGUGGCCUGGCAUCCUCUGUCCUCUCCAUCCUCACCAUGGUCCAUCCCUGGCUUAAACUCAAGCCAUGACCCCAGGUACACAGUGGAGGGGGCCAUCAGUGGAGCUCCCAGGAGGACUGAGAUGAGAAUCUAACAGGGCUAACACACGGAUCAUUUGGUGAUCACAUUUUGGAGUAGUGGCAGGGCUUUUAAAUCCUCCAAAUAUCCUCAAACAUGUUGCAUCCAUGAGGAGCUUCUUUCACUCUGCAUCACGUACUGAUUAACAGCUCUCGGCUGAUUACUGACCUGCAUGUUUGAACUGUUACAGCUUCAUGCUUCAGAUGGACGCAUAGCAGCGCUGCACAGAGCCCACACUCUCCAAAGCUAGUCCUUACCCAUGAUGUCAUUCGACAUCAAAGUCCUUUAUCAUCUGCUCCCAAUACUUAGUACUAAGAUCUCAUACAAUUCAUAACAGGAAGAAUGUUGAAAAUACUAAACUCACCUGAUGGUUGGCAGUGGCCCACAAGGUGGGAACUAAUGACAUCACAGCAGUGCAAAAUCAAACUUUGAUAAUAAAUACACUGAUUUACCCUGAUAGAUGGCUCCCUUUCAGUGAAGUCUGUACAUUGAGUGUACAGUUGGUCCAUUUAUCCCCCAUAGCGAUGACUCGUUUGACUGGGUCUCUAGGCAGGCCCGCUCCACUUUCCUGUGGCCCACCAUGAACUGAGCUCAGUGUUGGCUUCCAUUAAUUUAGGUUAACAGAUCGACGCAUACAGAAGCUGAACCAAAAUGCUUCAGGGAUGAAGGCUAUCAUUCUGAAACACUCCUCUCUCCUUCCUUUACUUCUCGCCCCUCAGUGUGUCCCCUUUGACAGGCUCAUGUUGGAUCAGACCCAUCAUCUUGAGCUUGGCAACCAAUUUAAACAACAACCAUGAUGUUUCGCUUUCAUGGAAGCCGCCUUUGUCAGUCAGAGUAAACCAUGUUUGUGUUUAUUAGCAAGUGGCUAACUCAAGGUGUGUUUCGAUCCACCUAUUUUUAUGAGUUUUAAGUUUGCGCAUAAAAACUUGAAAAAAAACUCAAAGCAUUUUACUCACAGGGCUGCUCAGUAUGCCUGCACUCUGCUGGGCUACACUCUGCAGAAGGGCGGGGCGUCAGCUGAACUUCGCAGAACCAUCAAUCAGCUGGAAGCACACAUGAGCCUAACAAGAAAGUGUGAGUGAAGCACCCAGUCGAGGUGUUUUCCAAGCACCAAAGCUGAAGGGUUGUGGCUGAUGUGUGUUUGUGUCCCACACAAACAAACUUGAAAAAAACUCAAAGCAUUUUAAGAAAUUUUUACAUUUAGGCCCCUUUUUAAAUCACGUUAUCUGCUGCCUGCUUUUCUGCUUAUCUCGCUGAACCUACUCCAAAUGUUCGCAUAAGAUCACAUAUGUUCCCAUUUUCUUUUGCUGAUUUUGAUAGAAACCCAACCACUGUUGUUUACACCUGGUGAGUUUGUACUUUAAGCUUUUGGAAGCCACUAAGUGACUGAACUGUCCUGUGAGACAGAGAUGCAGGAAUAUAAUGAACUCCACACUGUGUCUUGUGAGGAGGAAAGCAUUGCUGCACUGAUCUUUGAGGGCUGUAAGGUUCAGGUCUGUUGACGCCAUCCAGCUGUGAUGUAGUGUUGUACUCAUGAAGGUGCAUAUCUGAAGUCUGAUUGUUGCAGACAGGCUGAUCCUACACCUCUCCCACUCUUUUCUACUGUCAUCACAGCUUACUCCCAGUCAUCGCAGAUAACGGUCUUUGGCUAUUUAAUGGUCAGAGGCUUCCAAGUGCAGCCACUAGAUGGAAGUACAAGCAGGAUCAUUAGCCUGAGUAACUAUUUAAAGAUACAGAGUGAGCUAAAAGGGGUUUAGGGAUACAACAUGAUAGUCUGGAUGUGAAUCUUUUUGACUUUUAACUGUCAAUAAAAGCUUUUAUUGAAUGUG
Epinephelus lanceolatus (giant grouper) is the source of this 2885-nucleotide messenger RNA. It is a transcript of the gene pex11b, whose product is annotated as peroxisomal biogenesis factor 11 beta. NCBI's taxonomy places the organism in Eukaryota, Metazoa, Chordata, Actinopteri, Perciformes, Serranidae. Gene Ontology annotation, biological process: peroxisome fission. Gene Ontology annotation, cellular component: peroxisomal membrane. The record is from RefSeq and is a predicted model, not a curated record.